Photinus pyralis (common eastern firefly) is the source of this 1926-nucleotide messenger RNA. RefSeq names its product glucose dehydrogenase [FAD, quinone]-like. The transcript has 2 exons. Bases 70 to 1884 code for a protein of 604 amino acids. NCBI's taxonomy places the organism in Eukaryota, Metazoa, Arthropoda, Insecta, Coleoptera, Lampyridae. The record is from RefSeq and is a predicted model, not a curated record. Gene Ontology annotation, molecular function: flavin adenine dinucleotide binding; ecdysone oxidase activity.
GAAUGCGAUUAAUGGGACAGUCGCCGUCACCGCCACGGAAGUGAUAAUUGAAGUAUCGGGUGUAGCUUAAUGGAAUACUUGUCGCCAAAUUCCUGCUGUGGGUCUUCCAAUGGGACAAUUGCUUCCCUCUUUCUAACGUUAGUGAAUACGAUAGCGGCGAGUAAGUGUUCACUUGGAGCCCUUGACAACUAUCCACCAGAUUAUGGACCCCAUCUUCGAGACGGCGAUAGCUUCGAUUUCAUUGUAGUAGGUGCCGGUUCUGCAGGAUCCGUGGUUGCAAGUAGGCUAUCAGAGAAUCCAAAUUGGAAGGUCUUGCUGAUUGAAGCUGGUGCAUACCCAUCAGCGGAAUCGGAGGUGCCGGGAUUGUUACUCCAACUGCAGAAUACUGACAUUGAUUGGAAGUACAGGUGUGAACCAUCGGAGCACGUUCGCUUCAGGAAACAGACCAGCUGCCCUCGUGGAAAGGGUUUGGGGGGUACAAGCCUGAUUAACUACAUGGUUUACACUCGCGCAAGCCACGCUGACUACAACAACUGGGCCACAUCUGGAAAUGGAGGGUGGGGCCCUGAAUCCCUCAUGCCGUUGUACGACAGGCUUGAAAACUUCCAAGGGGGGAACGGCCAACUGAGUGUAACCAGAAGGGAGUCGAACGAACCCAUAAUUCCUAGUUUGAUGGAGGCCUACGAUGAACUGGGGUACACCCGCGACAAUAACGACGGCGACUGUUUAGGGCGAUCGUCCGGUAUCUUCACUGUAUCGAACGGCAGGAGGCAAAACGUUGCCAAGGCGUAUCUGCAAGUCAAAGGCAGACCCAAUCUCUUCGUCACCCUCAACAGCCAGGUGUCAAAGCUACUAAUUGGCCCAUCGCUCCACGUCCGAGGCGUAGAGGUGCGCUCGGGAAGCCGUCUCCUGACAGUGCACUCAAAGAAAGAGGUAAUCCUCUCGGCGGGCGCGGUGAGCUCGCCCCAAAUACUGAUGCAUUCAGGCAUCGGCCCAAAGGCGCAUCUACAAGGCGUUGGCAUAACAGUCCGAAAAGCCCUCCCCGUCGGCGACAACCUACAAGACCACGUAGCCUUGCCAGGGUUGUACUACAAACUCGACAAGUCCGCCUUACCCACCCCCUUCAAGGAGAUCAACUUCGAUCACGUCUACGAGUACCUGGUGCACGCCAAAGGUCCGCUGACCUCCCUCGGCACUGAUUUCUUUGGAUUUGUAAAUCCGAAAAACGACUCCGCCCAACACACGCUGGAGGUUUGCCACUUUUUAAUCCCGCAGAAGUUUCUGACCUUCCCCAACAUGCAUCUGACCGACGUAUUCGAUCUGCCGAAGAGUCUCGCCGAUACCUUAGCGAAAGUGAACGAGGACAGCCCGAUUACCUGCCUGUUGCCGAUACUCUCGUACCCGCAGUCGAGAGGAAGGGUUCGGCUAAGAUCGGGCGACCCGUUCGACGCGCCCUUAAUCUUGACGAACUACCUCAGCGCGUCGAAAGACGUCGACAGUCUUAUUGAGGGGGUGAGGUUCGUGCAGAAGAUGAUGCGGACCGAGGCGCUUGCGCGUUACAAGCCGAAGUUCAUCCGGUUCGAUCUGCCGGAUUGUGAUGGCCGCGAUUUCGAUAGCGACGCGUAUUGGGAUUGCGUGAUCAGGAAUUUUGUUCGAACCGCUUACCACUUGAGCGGGACGUGCAAGAUGGGACCGGCAAGGGAUCCGCAGGCGGUUGUCGAUUCGAGAUUGCGCGUGCAUGGGGUUGAAGGCUUGAGGGUCGUAGACGGGUCCAUUAUGCCUACUAUAGUUGGAGUUCAUACGAACGCCCCAAUUAUUGUGAUUGGUGAGAAAGGGGCUCAAAUGAUCAGGGAAGAUUGGCAGGAAGAAAGAAGCGAGUUAUAGAUUUUGUUACAAUGUUAAUUAAACAAUAAAUUCAAAAACGUU